AUGCCGAGCGAAGCGGAGUGUCUUUGCUGUUGCGAGUUAGAAUCUGCGAAUAUUUUUAAUUUGAUCGGAAUGCAUGACACAAAUGAGAGUCAUCGACCACGACGAGAAAACGUAACCAACAAGACUUAUAGGUACGCAAAUUAUAGACAGUUUACUUGGUGGGUGCAUAAUAGGAUAGGGAGAGCAGUUCGUCGAGUGAUACCUAGUUGUGUUGUCAAUAAAAUAAGAGACGUGUUUCCUGAGCCGAGCGGAGUUUAUGUUGGAUAUAAAGAUGGUGAACCCAUACCUGAAAUUGCCAUUGUAUGGGCAUUGAGGGAAAAAGAAGAAUUGGAUUAA
Messenger RNA from Hydractinia symbiolongicarpus, 336 nucleotides. RefSeq lists its product as uncharacterized. The coding region runs from base 1 to 336 and encodes 111 amino acids. The record is from RefSeq and is a predicted model, not a curated record. The transcript has 3 exons. NCBI's taxonomy places the organism in Eukaryota, Metazoa, Cnidaria, Hydrozoa, Anthoathecata, Hydractiniidae.